UGUUGAUCGACGCGCAAUCGCAGAGCGCACAGACACAUACACACGGUAUGAGGUAUAGCAACAGAAAAAAAGGAAAAUAAACGGAAAACUCAGUUUUCUAUUUUUCGCUGCAACAGUUUGGUUGAACGUUCCGUGGUAUAUAUGAAAAUAUUCUAACGGGAUUUGCCUCAGUAUUUAGAUACUUCUCGUGCCGUUCUGACUGUCAUCAGCUUAUUCACAGAAGAAGAAGAACGAUUUCUCGGUUCAUAUGCAUUUUGUAUACUAUACAUGCCAAGUUGGAAUGCAAUUCGGGAUCACUUAUAAAAUCGAAAAGAAAAUUCAACAAGUCAAUUGAAUUUUAUUGGAUUAUCUGUACCAAUAACGUGUGUUAAGUGUUUAAAUUACACUGAAUAGACACUCUUGCUCUAUAUAGAUACAAAAAGAAAAACUGUUUAAAUUGUGCUUUGAAUGUGUGGUGAUCGAACAUUUUGAAUAAGAAAGUGCAUUCUUUAGAGAUUUUUUUUUAUUGGUGCAUGGAACUGAAUCCGAUCAUAGGAUAAAAGUGGAUAAAAUUAAAAUUACUGAAAAGUGAAUUAAAUUCAUCGGUUUUGACCUAUAAAAUAUUGAUGCGCGUGCAUCAAUUCAAAUGAACUAAAUCUUCAAGACAAAAUGAAAAUGGAGGAUAAAGCAAAUUUACCUCGAGUAAGGAUUGCUGUUUUGGGACACGUAAAUGUUGGAAAAUCAGCACUAACAGUGCGCUACUUGACCCGACGAUUUAUUGGAGAAUAUCGAUCAAACACAGACCUGCUCUAUCGUCAGACGAUUCCACUCGAGAGUGGUUUAUUGGAUGUGGAAAUCGUUGAUGUGUCAGCUGAAAUCGAAAACGAUUUUCCAAUCGAACAAAUUCAAUGGGCCGAUGCUUGCCUAAUCGUAUACAGUGUUACCGAUCGGGAAAGUUAUAAAUAUGCGACGCGUGCACUGGCCAACAUGAAAUCCAUUCAAACAACAACUUCCUCAUAUCUAAUAGCGAAUAAGGCCGAUUUGGAUCACUUAAGAGAGGUUGCCGAAACUGAAGGUGCCUCAUUGGCAGCAUCCCAUGGCAUCGGUUUCUGCGAAGUAUCUGUUGCAGAAAAUUCACCUAGCCUGUACAAAGCAUUCGAGCGUCUACUGAACGAUUCCAGGGGGCGUCCAGUCAAACAUAGGAAAUUUUCCGUCAGUAAAAUGAUAGGUACACUGAUUGGAAACAAUGACCACAAACCCAUUCAAUUGACACAAGGUACAAUGAAGCCGUGUUGCAAGGGGGAACUACACAAAUCACGUGUUUUGAAAAGACGUCAAGGAUUCACGGCAACAGCGUCCCUAUGACCAAUGUCGAAUGUAUCCGAUUGUGGAAAUUGAACAAUUGAAUACUGAGCGGUUGGGAGACGAAUUGGAGAAUGCUGUGAAUAUUUCUAUAUAUCACACCAAAAGCCGUAUGACCCAGAUGCAUGCAGGUAAAUGCAGCUCUACGAUUUUCGAAUCAAAAAUUUAAGUGCUGUGUUAGUUAUGAGUAGUUCAUUGGAAAGCAUUGGACGUUGUGUCGACACUCGACAAAGUGAUAUAAAAUUAAAUUUAAAUUUAAAAAGAAGAAAAAACUGUAAAAGAGAUCGAAGAAACAAAUAGCUCACUUGCAGAUAGUGGGUUGUGUGGGUGCAGUGUGUUCUGUAUUGUUAUGUUUCAACAGAAAGCCAAAACACUUUUAACGGUAAAAUGUUUUUGCCCGGCUUUAAAAACAUAAAAACUAAACAAUGUUUUCUAACUCCCUAAAAUAGAAUUUGAUGGACUAUAGCCGUUAUUUUACCGUUCAGAAUUCCAUCGAAUUUUAUCACGGUCUUCUACAUAAAACAAAAUCCAGAUCAAAACUUAAUUGUCUUUUUAUGACGCGGCAAUUAGAAAAGCUGUUCACGGAGAGAAAUUUCGUAAUUUUGUUGAUAAUUUGCAGAUUUUUUUUGACACACACACAGUUGUGACGUUACUCAGCACAUUCGAUAUAGACACCACGAAUCUCGAUACCAACUCAAUUAAAUCAUAUAAAUUUUCCUUUAGAAGCUUGAUUAAACUAUUGCCUCUCUGAGGUGUGGUUUUCAAAAAUCACUUACAUAACAAGGCUCAAAACAGUGUGGGUAACAGGAGAAUGUUCUUGUUAAAAAAAACUGCAUUUACGACCCUAGGGUUGUAAUAGAAUGUUUGGAAUUUAUAUUCCUCAUUCGAGAUGCUUUGAAUACUUUUAUUCGAACAUGUGUAACGAUGCAGUUUCGAUGAAAUAGAAACCAAACUAUACUUUGAUUUUGCCUUAGCGAGAUGGAAACGUUGCUCGAGAUGGAGAGGCUGCACGAGAUGCAAAGGUUGCUCGAGAUGGAAAGGCUGCACGAGAUGGAAAGGUUGCUCUUAGAGCUGAAGCAGAAGGAUCAUAAAAAAUCUGUAAACUUCAAACACUUCAUUUUAUAUGCAAGUGCAAUGAGGUACUCCAUUCGAAAAACAUACGAAAUUUGUCUCUGUGUAGUGUGCCUUCGACGAACGAAUUCCUUUGGUUUGAAGCUAUAAAUUUGUUAUGAUAAGACUUAAGCGACGCAUUGAUACACUCUCUCUCUCAGAUUGUAAAAUGAUUUUUCCAUGGUGCUAUUUACAUGAAUAUGGUACCCAGCGAAAAGAAGAAACAAAAAAAAAAGAAACGAAAUAUUUUUGUCACCAAAAUAAACUCCGAUUAUAUUUGUUCACAUCAACACAUAAUGU
Molecule: messenger RNA, 2751 nt
Organism: Bradysia coprophila
Lineage: Eukaryota; Metazoa; Arthropoda; Insecta; Diptera; Sciaridae
Product: ras-related and estrogen-regulated growth inhibitor-like protein
Molecular function (GO): GTP binding; GTPase activity
Source: RefSeq, a predicted model, not a curated record